CUGCCGCUGGGCCCGAGAGAUGGGUGCUCGCCGAGGCGCCCCCUCCCCUGGCAGGGGCCGAGGACGCUGCUGCUGCGCAAGAAUCUCCAGGACGGCUUUGGCUUCACCCUGCGCCACUUCAUCGUGUACCCGCCUGAGUCGGCCGUGCACUGCAGCCUGAAGGAGGAGGAGAAUGGAGGCCGCGGAGGAGGACCCUCCCCCCGGCACCGCCUGGAGCCCAUGGACACCAUCUUUGUCAAGAACGUGAAGGAUGAUGGCCCUGCCCACAGGGCGGGGCUUCGCACGGGAGACCGGCUGGUGAAGGUGAAUGGGGAGAGCGUCAUAGGGAAGACCUACUCCCAGGUCAUAGCUCUGAUCCAGAACAGCGACGACACUCUGGAGCUAUCCAUCAUGCCCAAGGAUGAGGACAUCCUCCAGCUGGCUUACUCGCAGGACGCCUACCUGAAAGGGAACGAGCCGUAUUCUGGAGAGGCCCGCAGCAUCCCCGAGCCGCCCCCCAUCUGCUACCCCCGCAAGACCUAUGCCCCGCCGGCCCGGGUCUCCGCCUGGGCCACUAUGGUGCCUGAGCCUGUCUCAGUGCUGCCCAGCGACCCCCGGAGUCCUGCUGCCUGGAGUGACCCGGGGCUGGGCCAGGAGGGCUGGCAUCGAGCUCGCUCGGAUGACUACCUGAGCCGGACCACCCGCUCAGCGGAGGCCCUGGGGCCGGGGGCGCUGGUGUCUCCGCGCUUCGAGCGCUGUGGUUGGGCUCCCCAGCGUCCAUCUGCCCGCACCCCUGCCUGCGCAUCUCGGGACCUGCCGGGGCCGCAGGCCCCACCACCAUCUGGCCUGCAGGGCCUGGACGAUGUCGGGUACGUCGGCUACCGCAGCUACAGCCCGUCCUUCCAGCGCCGCACGGGCCUCCUGCACGCCCUCUCCUUCCGGGACUCGCCCUUCGGGGGGCUGCCCACCUUCAGCUUGGCCCAGUCUCCGUUCCCGCCAGAGGCCUCCGAACCGCCCAGGGUUGGCCGGCCAGAACCCACCACCCGGGCCCUGGAGACUCCCAUCGAGGAUCGCCAAGACGAGGUGGUCCUGAGGCAGAAGCCCCCGACGGGCCGCAAGGUCCAGCCCGCCCCUGCAAGACAGAUGAACCUUGGACUCGGUGACGAGUCCUCAGAACCAGAGGCCAGCGGGCGAGGGGAGCGCCCAGGCAGGAAGGUGGCCCCUUUGGCUGCUACCGAAGACUCUCUGGCUUCCAUUCCCUUCAUUGAUGAGCCCACCAGCCCCAGCAUCGACCUCCAAGCCAAGCACGUCCCCGCCUCUGCCGUGGUCUCCAGUGCCAUGAACUCUGCCCCGGCCCUGGGCACCAGCCCGUCCUCCCCAACCUUCACUUUCGCCCUCGGCCGCCAUUACUCACAGGACUGCAGCAGCAUCAAGGCGGGCCGCCGUUCCUCCUACCUGCUGGCCAUCACCACGGAGCGCUCCAAGUCCUGCGACGAUGGGCUCAACACCUUCCGCGACGAGGGCCGGGUCCUGCGGCGCCUGCCAAACCGUGUGCCCAGCCUGCGGAUGCUGCGAAGCUUCUUCACCGAUGGGUCCUUGGAUAGCUGGGGCACCUCGGAAGAUGCUGACGCCCCUUCUAAGCGACACUCAACCUCUGACCUCUCAGACGCGACCUUCAGCGAUAUCAGGAGAGAAGGCUGGUUGUAUUAUAAGCAGAUCCUCACCAAGAAGGGGAAG
Molecule: messenger RNA, 1716 nt
Organism: Carlito syrichta (Philippine tarsier)
Lineage: Eukaryota; Metazoa; Chordata; Mammalia; Primates; Tarsiidae
Product: rho GTPase-activating protein 23-like
Exons: 11
Molecular function (GO): protein binding
Source: RefSeq, a predicted model, not a curated record